This is a messenger RNA of Dentiscutata heterogama, 1211 nucleotides long. NCBI's taxonomy places the organism in Eukaryota, Fungi, Glomeromycota, Glomeromycetes, Diversisporales, Gigasporaceae. The record is from the annotation of a GenBank genome assembly.
AUGGGUGAAGAGAACGAAAGCCCUAAAUCUAUGAAUGGCGUCAGCAAAAGCAUCAAUGAAAAUAGUGCGGAUGAACUUGACGAUCUAUUUGGCGGUGCGGGUAGUGACGAAGAACGUGAACGAGUAGGUUCUGAUGAUAUUACUCCAAUUGCCUCACCCAUUAAUUCAGACGAUGAAGAGGAGGAGCCCACUAAUAUAGACGACGAAGAACGCCGGCUAAACUUUGAGUCCGAAUCAAUGUCGAAUGUAUUUCGCUUACCAUUAAAAAGUUGGAAUAAUAAGUAUAUUGUCGCAAAAGUACCAAACUUUUUUCACUAUACAACUGCUGCUUUUCGACCAGAUACCUAUAGCCAAGCUGAUGAUCAGACUGUCGAAGACGCGAUAAAGUUGGGUGCACAGGAUGGGCUGCGUUGGCGGUACAAAAAGGAUCCAAUAACACGUGAAGAGGCACGUAUUAAUAAAUCAAAUGCCAGGAUAAUAAAGUGGAGUGAUGGAUCAAAGACUCUUCUUAUUGGAAGGGAACAAUUUGAGAUAUCUAGUGAAUCUUUAGAAUCAAAACACCAGUUUCUCACAGUUCCCCAUCGAGGAUCAAAUACUCUCGAGCUUCACGAAAAGCUCACUGAGCAUAUCAACUUCUGUCCUAUUACAGGCAGUGCUACUCAUAAGAAAUUAACAAUAGCCAUUCAAUCUAGGCAUGCAAAGCAAGUGAAAACCCAGUUCGUUGACGUGAAUAAGGAUCCCAAAUUAGUUCAGCUUCAAAUAGAGGCUGAAAGAGAAAAAAAACAUAAUACGCAAAAACGCAAUGCGAAUACGAAUCGUGGUGUACCCAAGGGACGCAGAAAGCAUGAUAAUGAUUCUGAUGCAGAGGAAAGAAAUUCUGCAUUUGGUGUUAGUAAACCACGGAAUGACUCGUAUGAAGACGACUCUGGGUUUGUGGUUGCGGACGAGGAUGAUGACGAUGAUUUUGAUAGACUGAAGCGGCGUCGCAAAGGAAAGGAGAAAAUGAUUGAUAGUUUUCGUAAAAAAACAACUUCCAUGGACGACGAACCAUCUUACGAGCAUCGUGAUCGUCAUGAACGGCCCAAAAAACGUGUAAAGGAUCAUCAUUAUAUUAAAGAAGCACCUAAAUCUCGCAGAAAUAAUAGUUUCGGGGAAUCAGAUGAAGAGAAUCAAGAUUAUGCUGAGCAGGAUCAGGAAAAUAAAAUGCGAAG